AUGGAACUGGGUAUUGAAGAAGAGAAGACGAGGACGAGGACGAUGUUGAUUGGGUUUGGAAGUAGAGCAGAUGAGCAUGACACUGACUACUUUAAUCAAUUGCUAUUGGGUAGCGUCAGGGAGCAUGCACGGAAACUUUUAGAAAAGCACUUGAAGAAACCUUUCUUUGAUGUGCGUUAUGGCGACUCUGUUGAACGUAUGAGUGUGGAGGAGUUAGAACAGGGGAAGAGCUGGUUAAGUGAUACUUUUCAACUCAUAAGGUGUGAAGAUGAUGCCCUUCCAAGUAUAACUUGGGUCCUUGACCUUGCAAAAAUAGCUGUGCUAAGGCAUGGGGUUCGUGGACUUGUAAUCGAUCCUUAUAAUGAGCUUGACCAUCAGCGCCCUUCAAGCAUGACUGAAACUGAAUAUGUUAGUCAGAUGCUUACCAAAAUCAAACGGUUUGCCCAGCAUCACGGAUGCCAUGUUUGGUUUGUUGCACAUCCUAGACAGUUACAAAAUUGGGUUGGGGGACCUCCUAAUCUCUAUGAUAUAAGUGGAAGUGCACACUUUAUAAACAAGUGCGACAAUGGAAUUGUUAUUCAUCGAAAUCGAGAUCCUGAAGCUGGGCCUAUGGAUCAAGUACAGGUUUGUGUUCGUAAGGUACGGAAUAAGGUUGCAGGGACAAUAGGUGAUGCCACUUUGUUGUAUAAUAGGGUAACUGGUGAGUUCACCUCUGUUGAUGAAGGGAGCAAGCUUCCUCUUGGUAGCCAAAAAAGAAAGCAUUCUCCGAAGAGAUAGCAGGGAGCCAUAUAUAUAUAUAUAUAUAUUGGGUAAACGUGUUCAAUAGACGGCAUGACAUUAGCAUAUGCUUGGUUCCUUUCUGGGGAUGCUUGGAUCUGAUUGGAAAUGGUGCAUCAAAUUUGACGGUAUUAUUCUUCAUUGAUGCAGUGUCAUGUGAAAAAUCUUGCUCACUUCAUUUUUCAAACCACAACCCUAUUGGAGAUAUAAAUCUAAUCCUCUGUGUAUAUAUUUUGUAUUGUCUUGUAAUGGCCCCUUCAUUCCAAUUUUGACGUCAUUUUAUAUCUGAAAGUUUGGGUGUUAAGGAUAUAUAUAUAUAUAUUACUGAACUAGAUUCUGUCGAAAUGGUCAGCACGUUCAAUUCAAAUUUAGAUUUUCUCUGCUCA
Messenger RNA from Prosopis cineraria, 1163 nucleotides. RefSeq names its product twinkle homolog protein, chloroplastic/mitochondrial-like. Gene Ontology annotation, biological process: DNA replication. The record is from RefSeq and is a predicted model, not a curated record. The coding region runs from base 1 to 777 and encodes 258 amino acids. Gene Ontology annotation, molecular function: ATP binding; single-stranded DNA binding; 5'-3' DNA helicase activity. The transcript is spliced from 8 exons. Lineage: Eukaryota; Viridiplantae; Streptophyta; Magnoliopsida; Fabales; Fabaceae.